Molecule: messenger RNA, 870 nt
Organism: Laccaria bicolor S238N-H82
Lineage: Eukaryota; Fungi; Basidiomycota; Agaricomycetes; Agaricales; Hydnangiaceae
Exons: 6
Coding region: 1-870 (289 amino acids)
Source: RefSeq, a predicted model, not a curated record
AUGUACUGCAUUCUAUCCAGAUCCAUCGCACCUCCGCGCACCGUCGCUUCGCUGAAGAGGCACAUCUGCCGGAUUGAAGGAUUUGAACCUUCUGGAAGUGACAUCUCGUACAAAUUGUACUCGUCGCUCUCGGAGAAGGUCCCCUUGGAACACUCCACUCAUCUCUCGAGGCUGCGAGGAGACCGUGGUCCGGGAUCAUCUGAAACUGAUCCAAUGGCCCUGAUGAUUGAGAUGUCGGCAGUUGAAAAACGUUCAACGGCGGCGAGUACGCUGGACCCGAAAACACUACCUGAAUGGAGUGAUGAACCACGCUACGUCUAUUAUCGCGUCUAUGAUCAAGAUGGUGACGUCGCUUCGAAAACAUCCUUCAAUAAGGUCGACCUUUCUUUGGGUCGCCUCGAUACUCUCUCCAUCCCUCCGCCUCACAACGUUUCUUCUUUAAGGUCCCGCCUCCUUCAAGCGGAAGAGGCUUCGAACCAAGUUGUUCAAAUAUUCGAGGAUGAUUGCGGGGAGACUAUUAUGAACGAUGCUGAUGCUUUACCACUAUCUUCUGCUGAUUAUCCCGGAAUCAAGGAAGAUGAACCGAUAGCAGUUGUAUACCAAGGGGAGAAGAGUGCCAGCACAUCACAGCCCAAGAUUUCUGCGUUACCUCAGCCUCCUCCAGGUUUUUCGAAACAAAUCAAACUACUCCCUGGAUGCGAUUGGAAGAGUCCUGAUCCCGCGUGGCACGAUCUAACUGUUGGGGAGAUUUUUCAGACGAAUGGAGUAGUAAGGACACAGACCUUACACAUGGCUCCAUCAGUCCAAGAACGCCCAUGCUACAUGGCAAAAAACUCGGCUGGAAAACAAGCCCUUGUCAUCUCCGGUUAG